UUUGGUAAAUACUAUCAGUCAAGUGCUAGGACGGUGAGGAAAGAUAAGCCACGUGGGCGUCAUCAUGGUCUCACUCAACAGAAGAGGCAAGAGAUAAAGGAAGCUUUUGAACUGUUUGACACUGAUGGCUCAGGAACUAUUGAUGCUAAAGAGUUGAAUGUUGCUAUGAGGGCUCUGGGUUUUGAGAUGACCGAAGAGCAAAUCAAUCAAAUGAUUGCGGAUGUUGACAAGGAUGGAAGUGGUGCCAUUGAUUUCGAUGAAUUUUGUCAAAUGAUGACUGCUAAAAUCGGAGAAAGAGACACUAAGGAAGAAUUAAUGAAAGCAUUUCGUAUAAUCGACCAAGAUAAUAAUGGUAAGAUUUCUCCUGUAGAUAUUCAACGCAUUGCAAAGGAAUUGGGCGAAAACCUAACUGACAGGGAAAUCCAAGAGAUGAUUGAAGAAGCAGACCGAGUUUUUUACCAGCAAGUAUUUAUUAUUGGCUUUAGCGCGCUUGACCGAGUUGGUUUAGUUGUUAUAGAAUAAAUUUUAUAUUAAAAUGUAUGUUUAUGUUGAAAUUGG
This is a messenger RNA of Spinacia oleracea (spinach), 558 nucleotides long. Its product is annotated as caltractin. The annotation marks the transcript as partial. The record is from RefSeq and is a predicted model, not a curated record. NCBI's taxonomy places the organism in Eukaryota, Viridiplantae, Streptophyta, Magnoliopsida, Caryophyllales, Amaranthaceae. The transcript has 5 exons. Gene Ontology annotation, molecular function: calcium ion binding.